CACCACUCAGCGCAUGGGGGCGAAAAGUUGGGACUCGAAGCUCAGCGAGACUGUAGCACACUGACAUCAGCUACCAAUAUGUCCGAUAACAAGAAACGAGUGGCUGUCGUUGGUGGGGGCUUGGUUGGUUCCUUAAAUGCCUGCUUCUUGGCCAAGAGAGGUUUUCAUGUUGACUUAUAUGAAAAGCGGCCAGAUAUUCGCACACAAGAGAUUGUGCGAGGUAGAAGCAUCAACCUUGCCCUGUCGCACCGUGGUCGACAGGCUUUGAAGCAUGUAGGACUAGAAGAUGAAGUGGUACGGAAUGGUAUUCCGAUGUAUGCCCGUAUGAUACAUGACAAGGAUGGAAGCACUAGACCCAUUCCCUAUGGCAGGAGAGAUCAGUAUAUCAUGUCAGUUGACAGGAGGCGUCUGAAUGAAUUACUCUUAUCAGCUGCAGAUGAAAGAGAGAAUGUCAGUCUCCACUUUGAACACAAACUUGUCAGCUGUGACUUAAAAACUGGCGAAAUCAUCUUUGAAAAGCCAGAUACAACUAAGGUGAAACAGCAAGUGGAUCUAAUCCUUGGCAAUGAUGGCGCCUUCUCUGCCGUGAGAAAGGAAAUGAUCAGACAGAGUAGUAGGUUUAACUAUGCCCAGGAGUACAUCCCGCAUGGGUACAUGGAGCUGGUCAUCAACCCCACAUCAUCAGGCGAGUUUGCAAUGGCUACCAACUACCUACACAUCUGGCCAAGAAAUGAGUUCAUGAUGAUUGGUCUGCCCAAUCAAGACAAGACAUUCACUGCAACCCUGUUCAUGCCGUUUCCCAUGUUUGAAGAAAUCACAACAGAAAGGGAACUGAUGGAAUUCUUUACAGAAAAAUUUCCUGACUCCAUACCGCUCAUUGGAGAAGCUGCAUUAAAGAAAACCUUCCUUAGUGGUAAAGGUUUGCCAAUGGUGUCUAUAAAGUGCUCACCAUACCACUUGGGAGAUAAGGUGCUACUGAUGGGAGAUGCUGCCCAUGCCAUGGUGCCAUUCUAUGGGCAAGGAAUGAAUGCUGGGUUUGAAGAUCUGCUUGUGUUUGAUGAAAUACUGGACCAGUGUGAAAAUGACCUGUCUGCAUCUAUUGAACAGUUCACAAACUUCAGAAACAAGGAUGCUCAAGCUAUCUGUGAUCUUGCCAUGUACAAUUACAUUGAAAUGAGGAAGUCUGUGAACUCACCACUGUUCCUGUUGAGGAAGCGGAUUGAUAAUAUGUUGUACACACUCUUCCCAAACUCCUGGAUCCCUCUGUAUACCAUGGUUUCUUUCACACGGACAAGGUAUCAUGAAUGUAUCAACCGGAGCAAGUGGCAAGAUCAAGUGAUAAAGAAUCUGUGUGUUGGGAUGGCAGUAGUGGGCGUGGCAUCAGCCUUCUUCACAGCCUACUGUCUACUAGAUGGGGAUGAGGAUCUAACACUUGGAGAACGGAUCACAAAGAUGUUUCAGAGGGCAUCUUUAUGGACAACAAUGAAAGGUAUCAGAUGCUAUCUUUAUAUUACAGACUAGUCUAGUCACCUCUACUAACAUUUUACAAUGUAUAUGGUUAAAAUAUGUGAUUGUUACCAUGGUCACGAGACUUGACCUACAGACAGUGUCGUUUACCCAUUGUUUACACCAUUGUCCAAUGUAUUUAGCAAUAACAGACAGACAUCUGUUCAGGAUUGUUCCUCUAGUCCAUGACUCACUUUUAACUCAGAUAAGUCUAAUGUAUUUAUCCGUCAAUGUACAUGUUAUCUUUGAGUCAUUAUGAACCUAAAACCUGUAUAUGUUUUGGUUAAUAUGGAAGUAUUAAACUCACAACUAACGAGUUCACGUUGUCAUAACGUUAUGCUUUUGUUGUUGCAACAUUAUUCUGUGGACUCCCAUUUACAUUGUCACAACGUUGUGGCCUGACAUGAUACGUCAUUUUUACGUCGCCACAAGAUUAAAGUUAUUUGAUAGUAAUAUAUUUUACGUUGUCUAACGUUCUAUUUAACGUAAAUAGUUAAUAGUUUUCCCAGUAGUGAACAGUACUUAAGAAACAAAGCAGAAAUUCACUUCAAUGUUUAUUCGUCAAUUUGCAUUUUGGUUUGGUCGUGUAUUUUCUGACACUGUAGCUGAAUAGUGAAGAAAGAAUCUCAAAGUGAAAAGUUUUACAGAAAGCUAUUGUGACACCAAGUUAUAAGAAAUGUUGUUAUAACGUUGUGAGGAGCCCAAAGCAUAACCUUUCCUCAAAGAAAAUUUGCAACGUUGUUAUAAAAUGACGUUACCAAUCUACAACCUUCCCACAACCUUGUGAAAACAUUCUGUGUUAGCUGGUCUAUGGUUAUAAGGAACUCAGAGGAACCUCUAAUUCUACUUUGUUGUACCUGUAGUUUGUUACAUGUAUUUUGGCUACAAUAUACAGCAAGUGGACAGGCCCAAUAAACAGUUUGUUAUAUCCAACAGUUCAUGUGUGAUCAUGUUCAUAAUAAACAUAGUUUACUGUAUUGUAAAGACAAUUGUUCAUGUUAUGGCUGGUAUACGAUGUUAGGGAUAUGGUUAAAUGACGUUGUUUAAGCGUAAACGGAGGAACAUAGUGACUCAGUAUUGUGAUAACCUGUAAGGCUACCAAAUGGAGUGUUUAUUAUGUAACUUCCAUCAUGCUGCUCCUGGGGCAUUUUAAAUUGAUGCAAUAUACAAAGAUGUUUCCAUUAAAAGCAGUAUUUUAUACAUUGUGUUUUGGGGACACUGCUGUAGUUUAUGGAAACCAGUGUCCUCUUCUGAAGGAAUACUCCUUCCAAUAAUCUAUACUGGAGUGUUUUCCUACUGUUUUGUAGAAUGUUUGCUGUUCUCAAUUUGUAAAGGCAGCUAUAUUCUUCUCUUUCUAACAUUCUUAACACCACUGCCACUUUCUUAAUGUACCAAAUUAAAUUUGUCUAAUGAGGUCAUAAUAAUUUAGUUCUAUCCCUACUCACCUCCCUUCAAAUUGCUCUUUUCACAGAAUGUCCUUGUUCCCCAUUUAGAUGCAACUGCAAAAUAAUGCUCUGUAUUCCUGCUUCUGUCUUCACUUUAUAUGUAGACAAACAGAUACACUAACAAUAAAGGUGCUUUGAGCAAUAAGUUUAUGUUUUUGAAAUAUUUGUUGGUUACAUUUCUCCUACUUUUUGCCAAUAUAAAAAAACUGAAUAAUUCCUUGUCAGAGAUUAAGUGAAAGACAUGGUGACCAAAAUCUUUAGAAUCUGUCACAACUACCUCUAUUGCCCUGAAUAAUAAUGUGCAACAGAGAAUAUAAAAGUUUUUCCUUUAAAUAUAAAUGAAAAUAUGAUAAUUUAUUGUGGCCUGAUCAACAUACAGCUUUAGGUAAAUGCAGUUGUAACACUGAACAUAAUUUCCUUGCCUGAUUUCUUUAAAAGUCUUGCUGGAUUUUGCUUUUCCUCCUUGUCUUGGAAUGUCUUGCUGCAACUCAAUAUUUUCUCUCUUAGUCAGUAGAGUUGGUUUGUUUGUUGUUGAAUGCAGCACUCAGCAAUAUUCCAGCUGUAUGGCGGCGGUCUGUAAAUAAUCGAGCUUGGACCAGACAAUUCAGUGAUCAACAUCAUGAGCAUCGAUCUAUGCAGCCAAGUCAGCGAGCCUGACCACCCGACCCUCUUACAACAAACAUGGGUUACUGAAGACCAAUUCUUACCUGGAUCUUCAUGGGUACUUAGUCAGUUGAGAAGGGUGUGCAAUAUGCUGGUGCAGUUUGCUGUUUGUGUCGUAAUAGUGUUUAGUUAUCCUUGCGUCUUAAUGUGACUGUACACACACAUAUGCAUGCUCCACAUGCAGCCCAUAUGUGAAUGUGCUGUGAAUGUAAACAAUACUGGUUGGUGAUGGACAAGGCAAGGGCAAGCGGGUAAUAGCACUGAUUGGUGAAGACACGGAAGCCAGCUGGAUGGACAGUGGCACAGAGACUUAAAUCAGUAAGUCCCAAGCGCUAGUCAAGUGUGUUCCUUGGUCACAGUUGAUGGCUGGUUUGUGUGAGGAUAUUUCAUUAUUUUUAUCCCCACAUGGGUACAAUGUGUGAAGCCCAUUUCUGGUGUCCCCCGCCAUCAUAUUGCUGGAAUAUUGCUAAAAGAGGCGUAAUACCAAACUCACUCACUCACUCACUCAUUAUUUUUAAUGAGUCUUUAUAUAUAAGUAUAGUUGGUAGCAAUAUCUUUUCUGACUUCACAUAAACAAUUGUUGCCAACAAAUUUCUGUCAUUCAGUUUUGUCUUUGAAAUGAUGGUUUGACCUAGUAGUUUUGAAAAGAUAUUUGGCUCAGUUGUACACACACAGGUUGACAGGGCAUGGUUCAUCUCCUGCCAGAAGCAUAUAUUAUAAGAUUUCACCCUGCUUCCAGCUGAUCCUUUCUGCGUUUGUCAACUCAAUACUAGUGUUAAUAGCUUUCACCAUGUGGUAAAUACCAGAGCGAAUGAAUGAGUUUAGUUUUAUGCCGCUUUUAGCAAUAUUCCAGCAAUAUGUUGCUGUCAUCAUCUCCAACAGUGUUUCAGAAUUAAGAAGUUCAGAUUAUUGAGGAUUCUCUAUGCACAUAGGACACAGUAUUACUUCUCUAGUAUAAGCACCAGCUUACUGACUAGUCAUAAUGAGUUUUACCUGUUUAAAUUAUAUAUUUGCAUAUUCCUUGUCUUACAUAUGUCAAUGGUAAUGUUAUGAAAGGCCGAAAAUGAAGAGUGUGUGGACACAAUCAAAUCUGAUUUGAUGUAAAAUUUCAUAGAACUAGAUCAGUGACCAUUGAUCUGACUUUUUAUCGGAGGUAACCCAUCUAUGUUACUGUGAUCUGAGGUAACCCAUCUAUGUAACUGUGAUCUGAGGUAACCCAUCUAUGUUACUGUGAUCUGAGGUAACCCUUCUAUGUUACUGUGAUCUGAGGUAACCCAUCUAUGUUAAUAUUGACCUGAGGUAACCAAUCUAUGUUAAUAUUGAUCUGAGGUAACCCAUCUAUGUUAAUAUUGAUCUGAGGUAACCAAUCUAUAUUAAUAUUGAUCUGAGGUAACCCAUCUAUGUUAAUAUUGAUCUGAGGUAACCAAUCUAUGUUAAUGUUGAUCUGAGGUAACCCAUCUAUGUUAAUAUUGACCUGAGGUAACCCAUCUGUGUUAAUAUUGACCUGAGGUAACCAAUCUAUGUUAAUAUUGACCUGAGGUAACCCAUCUAUGUUAAUAUUGACCUGAGGUAACCAAUCUAUGUUAAUAUUGAUCUGAGGUAACCCAUCUAUGUUAAUAUUGAUCUGAGGUAACCCAUCUAUGUUAAUAUUGACCUGAGGUAACCCAUCUAUGUUAAUAUUGACCUGAGGUAACCCAUGUAUGUUAAUAUUGACCUGAGGUAACCCAUGUAUGUUAAUAUUGACCUGAUGCAAACCAUCUAUGUUAAUAUUGAUCUGAGUUAACCCAGCUGGUGAGGUAACCCAUCUGUGUUCAUAUUGACCUGAGGUAACCCAUGUAUGUUAAUAUUGAUCUGAGGUAACCAAUCUAUGUUAAAUUAAUCUGAGGUAACCCAUCUGGUGAGGUAACCAAUCUAUGUUAAUAUUGACCUGAGGUAACCCAUCUAUGUUAAUAUUGACCUGAUGCAAACCAUCUAUGUUAAUAUUGAUCUGAGUUAACCCAGCUGGUGAGGUAACCCAUCUGUGUUAAUAUUGACCUGAGGUAACCCAUCUACGUUAAUAUUGACCUGAGGUAACCCAUGUACGUUAAUAUUGACCUGAGGUAACCCAUCUGUGUUAAUACUGACCUGAGGUAACCCAUCUGUGUUAAUACUGACCUGAUGAUCUAUGUUAUGUUGAUCUAAAUGAGUGAUUGAGUUUAGUUUUACGCCGCACUCAGCAAUAUUCCAGCUAUAUGUGUUAAUCAGUUGAUAUUAGACUGUGAUAAAGGACUGUGAAAAGUUACCUAUCAGUUUUCCAACAAGUGCACUGACAUUCCAUUGAUGAUACAGCACUAUAAGUACAAUCUCUUAUCAACUGACAUUGGUAACUGUUUUGGUUUUUUGCUAGUGUACCAUUUUGUGUAAGACCAUUUUAUGUAUGUGUAUAUAUGAUAUUUACAACUUAAACAAUGUCUAGCUGUUGGUGUCAAGAGCUGUAUGUUCUUUGAGUCAUGAAAGUUGUUGAGUAUUACUCAAGAGUAUUAAGUUUCAAUAAAAACUAUUAUUUUGAA
Haliotis rubra (blacklip abalone) is the source of this 6163-nucleotide messenger RNA. Its product is annotated as kynurenine 3-monooxygenase-like. The record is from RefSeq and is a predicted model, not a curated record. The coding region runs from base 79 to 1521 and encodes 480 amino acids. NCBI's taxonomy places the organism in Eukaryota, Metazoa, Mollusca, Gastropoda, Lepetellida, Haliotidae. Gene Ontology annotation, cellular component: mitochondrial outer membrane. Gene Ontology annotation, biological process: quinolinate biosynthetic process; NAD+ metabolic process; L-tryptophan catabolic process. The transcript is spliced from 17 exons. Gene Ontology annotation, molecular function: FAD binding; NAD(P)H oxidase H2O2-forming activity; kynurenine 3-monooxygenase activity.